AUGAAGGUUGUCUUCCUGACUCUUCUCCUUGGUCUGAUUUGUGCUGCCCAGGAAGCUCCAGCUGAGCUAGACCCCUCAGAGAUUACAGGAGACUGGCACAGCGUUCUCACGGCCGCAGAUAACAAGGAGAAGAUUGAGGAAGGAGGCCCCCUGAGGGCAUACAUCCGUCGGCUUGAAUGUAAUGACACCUGUUCAUCGAUAGGCAUUAAAUUUUACGUCAAGGUUGACAGGACAUGCCUGUUAUUCACAGAAGUGGCAAAGAGACAAGAAGGAGAUAUUUAUGUCACUAAAUGUAAGGGUAAAAAUGCUUUGCAACUGAUUCAUGUAUCAGACAACAUGGUGGUAAAUUAUGUCGAAAAUGAUGAUGGAGAUAAGAUCACAAAAAUGACUGAAGGUGUUGCCAAAGAAAACAGUUUCACUCAAGAAGGACUUCAGAAGUAUCAGGAACUGAACAACGAAAAUGGGGUUCCAAAUGAAAAUACAGAAAAUCUCAUCAAAACAAGCAAAGCCCCAGAGGACAACAGGUAUCCAAAAUGAACAUAUAUUACUAGGACAUUCAA
This is a messenger RNA of Dama dama (fallow deer), 560 nucleotides long. Its product is annotated as allergen Bos d 2-like. The record is from RefSeq and is a predicted model, not a curated record. The coding region runs from base 1 to 537 and encodes 178 amino acids. Lineage: Eukaryota; Metazoa; Chordata; Mammalia; Artiodactyla; Cervidae. The transcript has 5 exons. Gene Ontology annotation, molecular function: small molecule binding; odorant binding.